Sceloporus undulatus (fence lizard) is the source of this 1021-nucleotide messenger RNA. It is a transcript of the gene RNF13, whose product is annotated as ring finger protein 13. Gene Ontology annotation, biological process: protein ubiquitination; ubiquitin-dependent protein catabolic process; positive regulation of DNA-templated transcription. Bases 127 to 945 code for a protein of 272 amino acids. Gene Ontology annotation, molecular function: ubiquitin protein ligase activity. NCBI's taxonomy places the organism in Eukaryota, Metazoa, Chordata, Lepidosauria, Squamata, Phrynosomatidae. The transcript has 10 exons. The record is from RefSeq and is a predicted model, not a curated record. Gene Ontology annotation, cellular component: nucleoplasm; cytoplasm.
GCGCGGAGGAGGGCGGGACUUCCGGCGCUGCGGGACCAGCUGGCUGACGGGCCGAGAGAGGGGUUUGUUAUGGAUUCUGCCUGAGGCGCUGGUGGGCCGUUCCUGGCUGUCAGGAAUUUAAUUAAAAUGCUGCUGUCAAUUGGAAUGUUAAUGUUGUCUGCCACUCAGAUUUAUACCAUCCUCACAGUUCAGCUAUUUGUUUUCUUAAACCUGUUGCCUGUGGAGGCAGACAUCUUAGCGUUUAAUUUUGAAAAUGCAACACAGACAUUUGAUGACCUGCCAGCAAGGUUUGGCUAUAGACUACCAACAGAAGGCUUGAAGGGGUUUCUAAUAAGUUCAAAACCUGAGAAUGCAUGUGAGCCUAUAACUCCUCCACCUCUGAAGGACAACUCCUCCCAUGAAUUUAUUGUAUUAAUCAGAAGACUUGAUUGCAAUUUUGACAUAAAGGUUUUGAAUGCGCAAGUAGCUGGCUAUAAGGCAGCCAUAGUUCACAAUGUUGAUUCUGAUGAACUCAUUAGCAUGGGAUCUCAAGACAUUGAUGUUUUAAAGAAGAUUGACAUUCCAUCUGUAUUUAUUGGUGAAUCAUCAGCUAAGUCUUUAAAAGAAGAAUUCACCUAUGAGAAGGGGGGCCAUAUUGUAUUAAUCCCAGAGUUUAGCCUCCCUUUGGAGUACUAUCUAAUCCCAUUCUUAAUUAUUGUGGGAAUCUGUCUCAUCCUAAUAGUUAUUUUUAUGAUUACAAAAUUUGUCCAGGAUAGGCACAGAGCAAGAAGGAAUCGGCUUCAAAAAGAUCAGCUUAAGAAACUUCCGGUACAUAAGUUCAAAAAAGGGGAUGAGUAUGAUGUUUGUGCCAUUUGUCUGGAUGAAUAUGAAGAUGGGGACAAGCUCAGAAUCCUUCCGUGUUCUCAUGCAUACCACUGCAAAUGUGUGGAUCCCCUGGCUGACUAAAACCAGAAAACAUGUCCGGUCUGUAAACCGAAGUGGUUCCUUCACAGGGCGAUCAGAUUCUGAAACAGACAGUAGC